ACAACUCAGCUUCUAGAGGCAUAAAAAUAGCCUCUUGCCGGCCCUUCUCAUCCUCAAAAUCACCUGAACUUCUUAAUUUCCUUUUGACAUUUCGAUGGCUAAGGUUCAUCCUCAAGCAACCGUUUCUGAUCCUUGCAGUAUGAGUUCAGCUGGAAGAGAAACAUUCACGAUAUGGAUGAAAUCGCUUGUUUGCCACACCAAUGGUUGCACCGUCUUUGAUUCAAAAGGGGAGAUUGUGUAUCGUGUCGAAAAUUAUGACAGCAAGGGCAGCAGUGAAGUUCAUCUCAUGGACCUGCGUGGCCAAGUUCUCUUUACCAUACUAAAACAGAAACUACAACUUUUUGGAUGUUGGAAUGGCUACAGAGGGAGCUUCACUGGCAGAAAGAAGGAAAACCCAUACUUUCAAGUCAAGAAAUACCGCAGCAUUAUCCAGAGAGAUUUAUCUUGUCAAGUAUCUGUGGGUUUUGACAAGUACUGGAUAGUUAGCUUAGGUCGCAAGAAACAAGGAUUUAAGAUGGUAAACUUAGCAGGAGAUAUUGUAGCAGAGGUGAAGCAGAGGCAAUUAUCAUCUGGGAUGGUGUUAGGAGAUGAUGUAUUAACUUUGGAAGCAGAACCCUCUAUUAAUCAUUCCCUAGUCGUUGCUCUCGUUACGGUUUAUGGAUUGAUCAAUAGGAGAUUGUAGAUAAACAAUUUCAAAAAUUUCGGGAAAGACACUAAGCAAGAGAAGCAUAUAUACAUGUUUGCAUGAAGUAUAGGCUUCUUCCAGAUAUAGCAGAGUGCAUAUAAAUAGGGACUCUCAUUCUGUUGUUUCAGAUUUUUCUUUUUUUCCGUAUUUCAGGAUUUGUAUAUCCUUAGGAUGGAAAACCAAUGCUAGGUUUAUUAUUGUAAUUGACAGAAGAAAAGAAGAUAGGAAGAAAAGAAAAGAAAAGAAAAGGUAUAGGAAAUAGAUCUCGAUUAAUUUGUAUUCAUCAGAGCUAGCCAGAGCAUAAACGUUCAGCCCAAAGCAUGUUACAGAUGUGAUGAUUUCUGUUCUUAUAAUUUUUUUGAGAAGAUUGUGCCAAAUGAAAUUUUGGAUCAUACUCAUAAAUUUUCAAAGACAAAAGAAUUUUUGGACUUUUUCUUUGUCUCCAGCACCAACCCUGCCAUGUAAUUCAGGUAAGUUAAUGGUCUGCAAGAACAUAUCCCAAGAAUCAAGGGGAAAUAAUGCAUGGUCAUUUAUGCAAUAAAAAAAAUGCCAGCAGAUUACGGAAAUCAAUGAGACGGUGAUCAGCACAAUCACUCUGACCAAGCUGGCAUACAUUUUGUAUCCGAAUUUAGUUUCUGAUUUUUCUGUUAAUCCACAUUUUAUUAUCUUUUAUGUGUUGGCAUAAGAAAAUAUCCUCAAUAUUGUUCUGUUUUGUGUGUGAUCAAGGAAUUUUGAACUAUUUUAUUUAUCAAAUAAACGAAAAUGUGGGAAAGAAAAGAAACGCAGCAGCCCAUGUGUGUAGACUAGAGUGUAGUGUGGUCCACAAGCUCACCAACCUUGAAACCUGGUAGAAUUUUGUCGGUGCCAAAAAGCUGCUGCAAUCACAUGUUGAGGGCCCUCGUUUCUUUAAUGGUUUA
Messenger RNA from Durio zibethinus, 1602 nucleotides. RefSeq names its product protein LURP-one-related 4-like. Lineage: Eukaryota; Viridiplantae; Streptophyta; Magnoliopsida; Malvales; Malvaceae. The record is from RefSeq and is a predicted model, not a curated record.